Messenger RNA from Sphenostylis stenocarpa, 2328 nucleotides. The record is from the annotation of a GenBank genome assembly. NCBI's taxonomy places the organism in Eukaryota, Viridiplantae, Streptophyta, Magnoliopsida, Fabales, Fabaceae.
AUGUCAGGGGCACAAGGAGCACAACCAAAGGAGUCAAAGAUAGCAACAACAUAUGAGUCAACAGAAGGAGGAGAGAACCGCACCAGGACUGACUUGCGUUCAAGGGAGGAUCAAGGCUGCAUUCAGGUCGAAAAACUGCAGGAGAAGGUCAGUGAUCCUGCUGGCAAAGGUGGUCCUGUCUUUGGAGCUGGAAAAGAUGAAGACAAGAAAGACCUUGGAGUGCAGGAAGAUAGGAAAGUGGGGGAAGAGAGUGGUGGUGUAGUUGUUGCACAGGGUGGGAGUGAUCUGCAGAUACUUUUUAGGAGGUUCUGGAAGGUGGCAGCUCCUUACUGGACUUCAGAUGACAAGGUGCAAGCAAGGUUGCAGCUUGCUGUUGUUUUUGCUCUUACUUUGGUUACCACUGGAAUCAUUGUUGGCUUUAAUAUAUUGGGGAGAGACUUCUUCAAUGCACUUGCCAAUAAGGAUCAAGAGCAAUUCACGAAGCAACUACUUUACUACUUGGGUGCCUUUGCUGGAGGAAUCCCGUGUCUUAGUUGGAAAGAAACAAGAUUGAAAAUGAGAACUAACUCACAUGUAUUGCUUAGAUGUGGAUUUUUUUUUGUAUUGAGAGAUUAUGCAAAGGAAACACUUUCCUUGAGAUGGAGGUCCUGGAUGACGAGUUAUUACAUGGAUCGCUAUCUGAAGAAUCAAACAUUCUAUAAAAUUCAGUCACAGUCAAUUAUUGAUAAUCCAGACCAGCGAAUUGUUGAUGAUCUAAGUUCUUUCACUAGGACAUCCCUCACUUUUUCCCUAACACUCUUUAAUGCUGCUGUAGACUUAAUCUCAUUCAGUAAGAUAUUGUAUGGAAUCUAUCCUCCACUUUUAGUUGUUCUUCUCGUAUACUCUAUUGGUGGGACAGCUAUCAGUGUUUUCCUUGGAAGGGGACUGGUAAAUUUAAAUUUCUUGCAAGAGAAAAAGGAAGCAGACUUUCGUUAUGGACUUGUACGUGUACGAGAAAAUGCUGAAUCAAUUGCUUUCUAUAGUGGUGAAGAAAGGGAAAUGCAACUUCUUCUACAGCGCUUCAAAAGCGCUUUUGAAAAUCUGACUCAAUCGCUGAUUGUUUCUAGAAACCUGGAGUUCUUCACCAGUGGAUACCGCUAUUUCAUUCAAGUUCUUCCUGCUGCUGUUGUUGCCCCAAUGUAUUUCUCAGGAAAAAUUGAGUUUGGUGUCAUCAAUCAGUCACUUUCUGCUUUUAAUCAUAUCCUGGGCGACUUUUCCCUUGUUGUAUACCAGUUUCAAUCUAUAAGUGUUUUUUCUGCUGUUAUUAAUCGGUUAGGUGAAUUUGAUGACGUUUUGGACAAAAGCAGCUCUAAUUCUCUAACGGAUACUUUGGAGGACAUACAAAUUACAUAUAAAGAUUCUAGGAGUUCAUCUCCAUUGGAAUCUAAUGGAUCGACUCCACUAGAAAAAUAUGCAACAUUUCUAGAGAUUGAAGAUUUGAUUCUGAAGACACCAAGUGGAUCUACACUUGUUAGAGACUUGUCAUUGAUGAUCAAGGAAAAGGAUAAUUUACUGGUAAUAGGACCAAGUGGAAGUGGCAAGACUUCUCUUUUAAGGGCUUUGGCUGGUCUAUGGAAAACUGGAACUGGAAAGAUCAUAUACUAUGUAAAAGGUGGAGAAAAUCCUGAACAAUUCAUUCGUUCAGAUGCGAAUAUUCCAAAUAAUGGUCAUGACACAUAUGAAGCAGAUGAAAACCCUGUAAGCAGAAAAUCUGGAAUUUUUUUCCUUCCACAAAGACCAUAUAUGGUUUUGGGUACACUUCGUCAACAGUUACUUUAUCCUACUUGGGCCGAUGAUGUAGUUCCUAUCUCGUCUGAUAAUACAAAACAAACCAAUGUGCUUCCUUUCUUGACAAACUUGCCAAAAUCGGACAACACAAAUGAUAAGCCUAUGAAGCCAACUACAGAUGAACUGAUAAAGGUCUUAGAGGAUGUACGCCUUGGAUAUUUAUUAGGGCGUUUCAGUUUAGAUUCAACCCGUGAAUGGUCUAGUGUCCUUUCUUUGGGAGAACAGCAACGCCUUGCAUUUGCUCGUCUCUUGCUUUCAAAGCCUCAAUUGGCAUUACUGGAUGAAGCUACUAGUGCACUUGAUGAAGCCAAUGAGGUUCAUUUGUAUCAAAAGAUUGCAGCAGCAAACAUGACAUACGUCAGUGUUGGCCACCGGUCAUCCUUGUAUGAUUACCACAACAGGAUCUUACGGAUAUCCACCUAUGAUUCCAACAAUGAACCACUAAAUUGGUGCAUUGGACCCACAAGGCUUGAGUCCUAUUUAAAAUUUAGAAAUCUAUGA